This is a messenger RNA of Cucurbita moschata (crookneck pumpkin), 1337 nucleotides long. Its product is annotated as WAT1-related protein At5g07050-like. Bases 63 to 1232 code for a protein of 389 amino acids. The record is from RefSeq and is a predicted model, not a curated record. The transcript has 6 exons. Gene Ontology annotation, cellular component: plasma membrane. Gene Ontology annotation, molecular function: transmembrane transporter activity. Lineage: Eukaryota; Viridiplantae; Streptophyta; Magnoliopsida; Cucurbitales; Cucurbitaceae.
UGUUCCUUUCCUUUUCUUCUUCUCCAUACCACUCUUUCCCUUUUAUACAUAACAAAACAAGCAUGGGAUACUUGCAAUCCCUUGGCUGUCUCCUUCAAAAUGCAAAGCCUUACAUCGUUGUCAUCUCCCUCCAAUUUGGCUAUGGCGGAAUGAAUAUCAUCUCUGCCAUCUCCCUCAACCACGGUAUGAGCCACUACGUUCUCGUUGUCUACCGCCACGCCUUUGCCACAGUCGUCAUGGCACCUUUUGCUCUUGUUUUUGAGAGAAAAAUGAGACCCAAGAUUACGCUUAAGAUUUUCGCUCAGCUAUUUGUUCUGGCUCUUCUUGGGCCACUGAUUGAUCAGAACUUCUACUACUUGGGGAUAAAAAUGACAUCCCCAACUUUCGCAUGUGCUAUAAGCAACACGCUUCCUUCAAUGACAUUCAUCAUGGCGCUUCUUUGUAGAAUGGAGAAGUUGGAGUUGAAGAGUGUGAGAUGCCAAGCCAAGGUGUUUGGAACAAUAGUGACGAUGGUGGGAGCCAUGUUGAUGACAUUUUAUAAAGGAAGUGUCAUCAACUUCUUCUGGACUGGGCAUGGCCGCCACCCAAACACACCACCCACGGCGGAUGCAGCGGCGGCGUCCAACCUUCACAACGACGGAAAGGUCAUCAAAGGCUCCAUCUUCCUCAUCAUCGCCACUCUGGCUUGGGCGGCCUUCUUCAUUCUGCAAGUCAUAACCAUGAGAAAAUACACAGCCCAUCUUUCUCUCACCACCAUGGUUUGCUUUUUAGGAACCCUUCAAGCCAUUGUUGUCACCUUCGCCAUGGAGCACCGCCCUCACGCCUGGGCCAUUGGCUGGGACAUGAACCUCCUGGCCGCCGCUUAUGCGGGGAUUGUUUGCUCAGGGUUGGCAUAUUAUCUUCAAGGUUUGGUCAUGAAAACAAAAGGGCCAGUUUUUGUUACAGCUUUUUGCCCUCUGGGGACGGUGAUUGUUGCCUUCAUGGGCUCUCUCAUCAUGGCUGAGAAGAUUUAUGUUGGAGGGAUAAUUGGAGCAGUGCUGAUUGCGGUAGGGCUGUACUGUGUCUUAUGGGGUAAAUGCAAGGGUGUUGAAGACACUGCUGAAGCAGUGAAAGGUGAAGAAUUGCCUGUAAAAAACGAAGCCAUUGAAGCAACUCAAAAGAAAGAAGGUUUGGCCCUUAGUAUUCCACCCAGCAUGGAGAAGAAGCUUCAACACACUAAUCACCCAAACUAAGAAUAAAAAAGAGAGAAUCCUGAAGAACAAUAACAGAGAAAUGGCCAAGAAGACAAUUGACCUUAUAAUUUACAAAUCAAUUUGAAUAUAGCUCGAUAAUUAAAA